GCUGCCGGUUGCACACGGCCUCGGCGGCGGGCGCGGCGGGCUCGGGCCUGUGGAGCGGCGGCGGGCGCGCGGCCCGGGCGGGCACCCCUCCGAGGGCGGCCGCGGAAGCUCCCGGGGGAGGAGUAGGCGGAGGCGGAGGCGGAGGAGGAGGUGGAGGGCUGCGGCGGCCGCGGGACCCACUCGGCGCCUCGGCCUCUCCGCCCCCUCCCCAGCUCUUCUUUCGCCCUCUUCUUUCUCACUCCCGGCCGGCGUCUCGGCUUUGUGCGAAGAGAUGGUGUAGCCCCGCGGCCGCCCGAAGGAGGAGCUGGACACUUGUCUCCCGGCCGCGAGCUGCUUCCCCGCCCCUGGAGGAGAGACCCCUUUCUGCUCGACGCCGCCCGCAUCUCCCGGCUGCUGGGGAAGCCUCGGCGCGGCCGGCACCAUGAGUGAACAGAGUAUCUGUCAGGCAAGAGCUGCUGUGAUGGUUUAUGAUGAUGCCAAUAAAAAGUGGGUGCCAGCUGGUGGUUCACCUGGGUUCAGCAGAGUUCAUAUAUAUCAUCAUACAGGCAACAACACAUUCAGAGUGGUGGGCAGGAAGAUUCAGGACCAUCAGGUCGUGAUAAAUUGUGCCAUUCCUAAAGGGUUGAAGUACAAUCAAGCUACACAGACCUUCCACCAAUGGCGGGAUGCUAGACAGGUGUAUGGUCUCAACUUUGGCAGCAAAGAAGAUGCCAAUGUCUUCGCAAGUGCCAUGAUGCAUGCCUUAGAAGUGUUGAAUUCACAGGAAACAGGGCCAACAUUGCCUAGACAAAAUUCACAACUACCUGCUCAAGUUCAGAAUGGCCCAUCACAAGAAGAAUUGGAAAUUCAGAGAAGGCAACUACAAGAACAGCAACGACAAAAGGAGCUGGAGCGGGAAAGGCUGGAGAGAGAAAGAAUGGAAAGGGAGAGAUUGGAGAGGGAGAGGCUAGAAAGGGAAAGGCUGGAGAGGGAGCGACUGGAACAGGAGCAGCUGGAGAGAGAGAGACAAGAAAGGGACCGUCAGGAUCGCCUGGAGCGGGAGAGGCAAGAGCGGGAGAGGCUGGAGAGACUGGACCGGGAGAGGCAAGAACGAGAGCGGCAGGAGCAGCUAGAAAGGGAGCAGCUGGAGUGGGAGCGAGAGCGGAGAACAUCAAGUGCCGCUGCCCCUGCCUCUGUGGAGACUCCUCUAAACUCUGUGCUGGGAGACUCCUCUGCUUCUGAGCCAGGCUUGCAGGCAGCCUCUCAGCCGGCCGAGACUCCAGCCCAACAGGGCAUUGUCUUGGGACCACCUGCACCUCCACCCCCUCCUCCACUCCCACCAGGUCCUGCCCAGGCAUCGGCAGCACUCCCUCCUCCCCCAGGACCCCCUCCCCCCCCUCCACUUCCGUCCUCAGGGCCUCCGCCUCCGCCUCCUCCACCACCUCUUCCUAAUCAAGUACCCCCUCCUCCCCCCCCACCUCCCGCUCCUCCGCUCCCUGCAUCUGGAUUUUUUUCGGGAUCCAUGUCUGAAGAUAAUCGCCCUUUAACUGGACUUGCAGCUGCGAUUGCUGGAGCAAAACUUAGGAAAGUGUCACGGAUGGAGGAUGCCUCUUUCCCAAGCGGAGGGAAUACCAUUGGUGUGAAUUCGGCUGCAUCUAAAACAGAUACGGGUCGUGGAAAUGGACCCCUUCCUUUAGGGGGUAGUGGUUUAAUGGAAGAAAUGAGUGCCCUGCUGGCCAGGAGGAGAAGAAUUGCUGAAAAGGGAUCAACAAUAGAAACAGAACAAAAAGAGGACAAAAAUGAAGAUUCAGAGCCUGUAACUUCUAAGGCCUCUUCAACAAGUACACCUGAACCAACAAGAAAACCUUGGGAAAGAACAAAUACAAUGAAUGGCAGCAAGUCACCUGUUAUUUCCAGACCAAAAUCUGCUCCCUCGUCACAGCCCAGUGCCAAUGGAGUCCAGACGGAGGGACUGGACUAUGACAGGCUGAAGCAGGACAUUUUAGAUGAAAUGAGAAAAGAAUUAACUAAGCUAAAAGAAGAGCUCAUUGAUGCAAUCAGGCAGGAACUGAGCAAGUCAAAUACUGCAUAGAGAAACAAACUAAGGAGAGAUAGGACUUUAAAAAAAAAACAAAACAGAACAGAAACCUACAAAGAACAACUGUUAACAACAACAAAACGCUUACAUUUUGUGAGCUGUAAGAAGAAAAUGGAGACACACAGUCAGAAGGAGGGAAAAACCAACAUACUUUGAAAGCCUUCAGACAUUACUACUCUGGCGAUAAGCUAUUUCCCUCCCAGUUCGCUGCUUUUUUCUGACCUUUACAACAGGAUGGAAGAGAGUCGUAUAGGAGUUCCUGUAUCAGUUAAGCAGAAAAUACUAGACCCGUCGUCAGGCAAGAUCACCGUGCAUUGAAGUAUUUUCAUGUCAAGAGAAAAUCGCACAUUUUCCACAAUCCAUUGCUAAAAUAAAGAGGAGAAAGGGUUGAGAAGUCUUUUUCAGAGAAUGCUGAUGAAGAGUCGAGCAAGUUACGCUAUUGUACAGUAAAUGUUCCUCUCAGGUUUGUCUUCCUGUCAUAUUUGAUAUUCCAUGAAUAACUGAGAUCAGCCCUAUGUAGGUUAAGAUCAUAAAAUGUGGAACAAAUGGAAUUGUAUGUGCUUUCAAAGGGUAAUAUUUAUAAGAAAGUGUCCUAAAAAUGAUUUGUUCAGAGUGAGGAAUUUUAGAAUGAUAGGAAGUCUCUCGAGUUUAGCCUUCAUGCAAUUUUUGUAGAUUCAAACAUAAAAUUCGUCCAGAAUUUAAAGAUUUAGAUGCCUUCCUAAAUUGUUACAAUGCUUUACCAAAUCUAUGACUCCUACAUAACACAAACCAGUGGUCAAAUGUAAAACAAUAUAUUGUAGAUUUACUGUAGGUUUUCAGCCUUUUUUAGAUUUGUGCAUGUGGACAUUUUUAUAAUGUAAUUACAACCACCACAAAAUUAGCUUUUUUAAUUGCAGACAGUAAUGCAUGUCAAACUAAUAAUGUAGUGGCCUUUUCAAGGCCUAGUCCCAGGGAAAACAUUUUGUAGAGUAUAGGGGAGCGGGAGGAAGGGAAGGAAUAAUUUUUUAUUUAAAGUUAACUUCUGCACUAUCUUUUUUUCUCAAUUAUCUGCAUGAAUAAUAAUGAGGAAUAUUUCGUGACUUUAAUUGGUAAAUAUGUUAACAGAACCAAGUGCUUAAUCUUUUACAUCAUGUCUUCAGCUAUUUGUAUUUUAACUUCAGUAAGUUCAGUGGUCUGAAACAUGAUUCUGAGCUUCAUGUGAAUUGUAUCUUACUGUGGAACUCAAAAGUUCCAUCCCUGAAUUUGACAGUUACUGUGACCUAGGUGCCCUGCAGUUAUACAAGUGUUCGGGUGCACAUUCCUGACUACAAAGCUGCUAUUGAAUCUUGUUAUGUUGAAAUACUAGAAAAGUAACAAUGAUGGCAGCAAUUAAGGUCGCGGAAAUCAUUAGAUGAAGGGAAGACAAUGAGGGAUCCUGCAUAAUUUUCUUUUAAUGGAUAGAGUGAGACUUAGGUGGUGGGAAGAAGGAAUUAAAUACUCUACUUACCACCGUGUGUGUG
This is a messenger RNA of Hippopotamus amphibius kiboko, 3576 nucleotides long. RefSeq names its product protein enabled homolog. Gene Ontology annotation, molecular function: SH3 domain binding; profilin binding. The transcript has a single exon. Lineage: Eukaryota; Metazoa; Chordata; Mammalia; Artiodactyla; Hippopotamidae. Gene Ontology annotation, biological process: actin polymerization or depolymerization; axon guidance; actin polymerization-dependent cell motility. The coding region runs from base 422 to 2071 and encodes 549 amino acids. The record is from RefSeq and is a predicted model, not a curated record.